UGAACUCAAUGCGUGUUGUCACCCCUGUCGCGGCGCCCGAGUGUCGCGGGCACUUGUUGCGUCGUCGCGCCGCGCAGCUGUGUCGCGCGCGUGUUCCAGCUGCCGACACAGUGUCUCGUCCCACUACGCCACUCCAUCUGCAGGUACCACGCUCGUAACAAUGUAGGCAUGCUACAGGACAGUUGCACGUUAUAACUUUGAUCAUAUUUAACAUUGGUGGUUUCAUCAUCAGUGUUGCAUCCCAGCGCUGCGAGGAACAGAUGUUCCUCUGUGAGGGGACACGCGCGACACAGUGUCGGCGCGGUGCGGCGGCGUGUCACGCUGGCGCCGCGCCGACACUCUCACGUUAUCGGCGCGACGGAGAUCAUCUCUCGGCUGUUCACGCUCACCUCUCGCGCUUCAUACAAUUUGUUUGAUGAGUUCUGGCGACACUGACAUGUGAGUGCAGUGGGUGUCGGCCUGGCAGCCGCGGGUGCUCACCACGGGUGUCUGAGACCCGCUAGACCUGCCUCUGGUUCGUGAUCCGGUCAUCUGAAGGAAUGAGUCAUUGACCUCUACUCAUCUAAGGGGUAAGUUAUAUAUGGGUUUGAUAAAUCGAAUCAUUAUUUCGUGACGCUAUCUGGGUAAUUACACAGAUCAUAGUAUAAUCAUAUUAUGUUGCUUACUGAGCAAAACUGGCUUUAAGCUAACAGACAAUGUGCUUCAAGACUUGUUCAAACGUUUACACUCCUUUGUCAUAAUUUGAUUAGUGUUGAUGUGAUGGCAGCUAUAGAUGAGUCAGCGCGCGCUAAUCUGUAUGUGUUCACAUUGUAAUCAGAUUAAGAGCAGCAUGUAACGCACUGGCUUAUCUACGCUGUGCUGUAAGUAGUGCCAGUGAGAAGUGCUGCUAACACGAGAUCAAAUACAAGUGUUCUUAGCUUUAUCAUAAUUUAUUUAAAAAUAACAAAUAUACAAACAAUGCAAACUAUUUAACAUAAUCACAUUUAAUAAAACCAUAGCGAAUUUACUGAGAUUGCACUAAAGCACGUCUAUACAGCCUGUCACGUAUUUCGUUUAUCAUACGUAUUGUAGUAUGUGUGUACUAUACAAGUUGUGUAUGAGUAAUUGCUAAACAAUACAGAUAAUUUCAAAUGUAUACUUAAUAAUUAUAAAUGAUGUAUGACUCAUGUUUAGUGAUACUGUUGAUCAUCCGUACGCUCCCGUAGCGGUGCUACGCUGAUGUAGCGGUGCUACGUCGUAGCGGCGUAGCGCGGUGCGAGCAUGGGCGCGCCGGCGGGGGUGCCGAAGGGCGCGCGGCGGCCGAGCCACGUGGCGUACUACGUGGCGCUGGUGGGCAUCCUGUCGCUGCUGGUGAUGCUGUGCCUCUACUUCUGCUACUACUUCGUCAAGAAGGUCCGCGAGCUGAGCUCCGCGGAGACGCUGUCGCUGCCGGGCGCGUCGUGCCGCCCGCCGCCCGCGCCCGCCUACCCCGUGCAGCCAGUGGUGCGGGACAGCGCGAGCGCGAUGGCCAAGCUGUGCAAGCAGGUGCCGGGCGGCGGCUACACCGUGUUCCCCGCCGCCACCUCGCCCGCCGCCCUGCGCGCCAGCACCGGCGAGCCCGACCCGCGGGGGCCCGCGCCGGGGCCCGACGUGCCGCCCGCGCCGGGGCCCGAGCCCGAGCCGCGGCCCCGCGCGCCCGACGCCGGCGCCGCCGAGCCGCGCCCCGACAAGCCGCCGCCCGCGCUGUCCGUCACCGCCGCGUCCGACGCGCUCGCGCGGUAA
This is a messenger RNA of Helicoverpa zea (corn earworm), 1761 nucleotides long. RefSeq names its product vegetative cell wall protein gp1-like. The transcript has 3 exons. The record is from RefSeq and is a predicted model, not a curated record. NCBI's taxonomy places the organism in Eukaryota, Metazoa, Arthropoda, Insecta, Lepidoptera, Noctuidae. The coding region runs from base 1261 to 1761 and encodes 166 amino acids.